AUGACAGACGCGGUGGUACGGAGAGGCUACUUAACACUUCACCGGAACCCCAGCGGCAGAUUCCCCCUGUCCUCUCUGAGCUCCAAGAGGAUGUGGAUGGUGCUGUGUAGGAAAGGUCCCAGUGGGCGACCGAGGAUUGAGAUGUAUCGCAGUGAGGACAGUGUAGGUGGCCAACAGCCUGUGAGAAUGAUAGAUCUGGAGACUGUCCGCUCCGUACAGCCAGUCGAGAGGAAGAAAAGCUUCCUGAUAGAGCUGCCAGAAGAGACGAUGAUGCUCCAAUGUACGUCCAAGGCUGACAUGGAGGACUGGGUUCGAGACACAAACAGACUCAGAGGAGGCAGAGUUGACCUGGCGUCAGGACAGAACAUUGGAGGCCAUCUCCCUGGACACGACAUCUAUGAAGAUCCCUUUUCAAUAGAUGUUCCUGACGAUGAGACGUUCCGAGUUGCUCUGCGACCAACUAGUUCCAUAGGGUUCGCAGGAUCCUGCUAUAUGGAGAUACAAAGGGACCUAAACAGAAAUCUUUUCCACAUUGCGUUGACGACAAAGGACGAGCCGUCACGCCUCAUCGUCAAGUGGCAGAUUGACCACAUUAGACAAUACGGCUCCAAUCACGCCGCCUUCAAAUUCCAAUCAGGAGGGAAGUCUCCAACAGGUGUUGGUUGGUUUAUAGUGGAGACAGAGAGCGGGGCAGCUCAGCGGAUCCACAAGGCCGUCGACUACUGGGCCAAGUACAUUGUGGAGCAGAUCAGGAGCGUCAAAAUGAAUCAGAGACCUCCAAUGCACCAGGCUCACUCUGUGCCAGUGGCGCAGCAAUCUCCCUCCCGCCAUCCUCCACCUCCCCUCUCCUCAUCGAUGGGUGGCUCAAGUCCGUACGCCCCUCUCUCUGUGUCCACUCUGGACCAGCCACCAGUCUACCAGAAAGUCUCCGUCACUGCGACACCAGGCCGCCACUCAGCCACUGCUGCCGCCAGACACACUCCCACUACUGCUGACAAUGGCUCUGCUGGGGUCUACCAACCUCUCGGAGUGAAAGACGCUCCAUCAGCAUAUGCUUCGGUAAACGUGAGCCAUCAAGGUCAGGGGGGCGGGGCCGUAGCACGAGGAAGCCCCACCCCUCCAAUGAGGGAAGCCACAUACAUGGGUCUGCGUGCCGACACUCGCCAGCCAGACAAUCGCGAGACCUACGCUGUCCCAGAGCGCAAUUGAUAGACCAACCACCACAGACUGACUGAUGAAUAUCUGAGCAAUCAUUAAAACUAACUCACCAAUGUCAUUAUAAGUAUCAUCAUUAUUAUAUUAUUAUAGUGUGUCUCAUGUUCUGAUUAUCAUUAUGUGUAUACGUGGUGUUUGGUCUAAGACGUUGCCAUGGCAGCCGGAGUUUCAGAGGUCAUUUUGUCCGCUGUCUUGAUAUCUCCAACAGUGAUGAUGCGGCGAUCGGAGAACCCCUCCGUGGAGAUGAUGUAAUAGCUGAAGCUGGCAAGGUUGAUCAGAAACCUCAGCUGAAUCUCCCGCACACAUUUCUCCAAUAAAUGCACACCCUCCUCCUCGCUCAUGUCCGGCCGGUGGUAGCGAUCCAGAGUACCCAGUGUGAAGUAGGACCCGUAGCCGUGCGCCCCGUACGGUACGUCUGCCAUUGUUCCCAGGUAGUCCAGAUAGUAGAGGUGGGUCUUGGCUUCCUUGGCGUCGAACCCACCGAGCAGCAGAUUGACUGCCUGCGGACUGCGGCUUCUAAUGCUCUCUGCUAACUCCAGCCUCGUGAAGUUUGCCGCUGCGUGCGGGGACAACUCGUAGCCGUUACGGACACGGUAGAGAGCGACGUUUUUCUGGAUGUACUCUCCGAAAUAGGCCGUGUCGCCGGCCUCCCCGCACACCACCAUUCCCAGUCUGUCAUCCAGCCGCACCAGCUUGUCCUGGUCCUGCUUCAUCAUCAAGACACUCCGCCCCGCCGAGUUGUCGUGGGCCAAGAUGACAAACGAGUCGAACUUCAUCCCAAUGAGACAUUCCAUUCCGCCAGCCAUCUUGCUUCUCUCUCCUCUUUCGGGAUGCAAAACGUGGACUUGUUCCCUGCUGAGUUGUAGUGUGUAUUCCAAUUAGAGCGCA
This is a messenger RNA of Geodia barretti, 2103 nucleotides long. The record is from the annotation of a GenBank genome assembly. NCBI's taxonomy places the organism in Eukaryota, Metazoa, Porifera, Demospongiae, Tetractinellida, Geodiidae.